Molecule: messenger RNA, 1789 nt
Organism: Hydractinia symbiolongicarpus
Lineage: Eukaryota; Metazoa; Cnidaria; Hydrozoa; Anthoathecata; Hydractiniidae
Exons: 1
Coding region: 50-1717 (555 amino acids)
Biological process (GO): maturation of LSU-rRNA; maturation of 5.8S rRNA
Cellular component (GO): Las1 complex; preribosome, large subunit precursor
Molecular function (GO): endonuclease activity
Source: RefSeq, a predicted model, not a curated record
AUUAUAUUUUGUACAUUUCUGCACCUUCUGCUUUUUAGAUAAUUAUAAGAUGGAAUCCCGUGAAACGGCGUGGUCUUCUUGGGAAGAAUGGCAACAAGUCCGAAAACUUUUGUAUAGUUUUGAUGACAUAAACAUGCUUAAAAAUGGUGUACAUAUGGUAAAUGCAUGGAGAAGUAGAUUACGUGUUGGUGCAUUACCAGUGUCAGUGGAGUUAACAGCUAGUUUAAUUGUAUCCUAUUUAGUGAGUGUCCAACAUAGUGAUACAGAUGACCACCUACGUUUGAGCAUUGCUAUGGCUCUUGUUCGUUUUGUGAAUGGCAUAACAGAUCAGCUUCAGACAGGUUUAUAUGCACAAUCGGUGCAGUUAAUAGCUGAUAAAAUUAACAUCCCUGAUUGGUUAGUAGAUCUCCGACAUCAAGCAACUCAUUCGCAACUCCCUGGUGUAGAAGUACUGCAAUCUGGUCUGAUGGUUGCGCUAACGUGGCUUGAUGAAAAUUAUUGGGAGGAGACUUCAUUGAUAAUGGAAGAAAAGUUUAAUGAUCAACAUGCUGGAAUCAAGGAGGGUCUGGCGAAUUAUGUUGCACUCAUACUUCAUGUAAAUAGUGAUGAAUCAAAAAAGGAUGAGAACUUCAAGCUAAGAAAAAAAAAUGAAAAGAAAUGUGCUGAUCAAUUUACUGAUAUCUCGAAACGUCUAUUAAAAAAUCUCCACAAUGGCAACCUUAAAAUCUUUAUUUCUUAUUUUCUUGCUGAAGGAAACUUUGUGCCAGAUCAGGAUAUCUUACGUUCAUUGGGCAUAAAAUAUUUUAAAUUUCGUGUUGAUGCCGAUGAUGACAUUUUCUCCAAAAUUGAUAUUCUUGUUGAAUUCUGGAAGCCAUUAUUUGCUGUUGUGACUAAACAGUUUUCUUCAUUUGUAGCUCUAUUGUCAGUGGAAUUGUCUUUAAAAUUUAAAUUAAGCAAAACCGAAGACCUCUACAAUUUGUAUUUGAUAUCAAUGUACAUGCUGUAUAAAAUAGAUAAACUAUCACUAAAACACUUCAUGCCAAGCCUUGUAAGGUGUCCUAGUCAUUUUGGGUUUCAGGUUUUAAGGGUGGUGCUAAGGGCUGAAAAUAAUCCAAAUAAGAACUUUACUAGUUUGUUAGACGUUUUCAUGCCAGUUACAGAUUCGUUGCAAAGAAGUCACAGUGUUGACGAGGUAACUAAAAGGAUUUAUCUUGAUGAUAGUGCUAACUUCAAGAAGUCUUAUGAAAUACUUCAAAAAUUAAAAUCAAUGCAUGAAACCAAAUCCAGUGGUACUUCAUCAGCAAGAUGGAAGAUGUUAGAUGAAAAUGAGUUGUUAGAGUUACCACCUAUGGGCGAAUUUAAAGACAUACAACAUAAACAAUAUCUUGAUUUGUCUAAACAUCCCGUGGAUUUAAAUGAAAAUGAGAAUGUUAUGGAGAAUGAAAACAUGGGAGUUGAUUCUAUAGAAAAUAUUUUAACAGGAGAGUCUUUAACUAAAUCUAUUAAUCAACUUUUUACAGAUGAUGUUAUACGAAUCUCAGAUUACGACAGCAGCAACUGCUCAGAUGAAACAGAUGAAUAUCGCUUGGAGAAAGAAGCAUUGUGGGAUGUUGAUUUUAAAAUUGGAUAUGACUCAUUGGGAAAGACAGAGGAAGAGGAGCAAAGUUUGAAAAACAUUUUUGCCAAUAUUGAGCACACAAAUAUUAAUUUUUUCUAAACAUUGUAUUUUUACAUUACUGAUAUUCUGGUUCAUAGAAAUGUGAAUACAAUGCCUUUCUUGGUAAACAAA